AUGACAGGCACAGACACAGGCACAUCCUCAGAGAUCCCGCGUGGCCACCUCAUCGUCUUCGAAGGCCUCGAUCGCUCAGGCAAAUCCACCCAAUGCGCCCGCUUAGCACAACAUCUCCAAUCUCGGGCUCAUAAAGUCCACGCUCAUCGCUUUCCCGACCGUACUACUUCCAUAGGCCAAAUGAUCAACUCCUACCUCUCCGGCUCCUCCUCCCAAGAAGACCAUGCCAUCCAUCUGCUCUUUUCGGCAAAUCGAUGGGAGGCGGCAGAACGCAUAAAGGAACUAAUCAACUCUGGCACAACGGUUGUUAUCGAUCGGUACUAUUAUUCAGGCUGUGUUUAUUCAGCCGCCAAGCAGAACCCAACUAUGGACCUGGCUUGGUGUAGACAUAUGGAAGUAGGACUGCCGAGACCCGAUUUGUGCUUGUUCUUGGACAUUAGCACCGAGCUUGCCGCAAAGAGAGGUGGAUUUGGGACAGAGCGUUAUGAAAAGCAGGAAAUGCAGGAUCGCGUAAGGGAAUUAUUCCGAGAGAUGCAAACGCACGAAGACGAGAAGGAGGAUAUUGUGAGAAUCGAUGCAGGUGCAUCUAUGGAAGAGGUGGAGAAAAUGAUACAGAAGACAGUGCAAGAGAAAUUGGGAAGCAAGAGUCAGCUUGGACCAUUGAGGUACAUUCGACCUUGGUGA
Messenger RNA from Pseudocercospora fijiensis CIRAD86, 684 nucleotides. RefSeq lists its product as uncharacterized. Lineage: Eukaryota; Fungi; Ascomycota; Dothideomycetes; Mycosphaerellales; Mycosphaerellaceae. The record is from RefSeq and is a predicted model, not a curated record. Gene Ontology annotation, cellular component: cytoplasm; cytosol; nucleus. Gene Ontology annotation, biological process: dTTP biosynthetic process; dUDP biosynthetic process; dTDP biosynthetic process. Gene Ontology annotation, molecular function: dTMP kinase activity; ATP binding. Bases 1 to 684 code for a protein of 227 amino acids. The transcript has a single exon.